Messenger RNA from Helianthus annuus (common sunflower), 1325 nucleotides. RefSeq lists its product as uncharacterized. Gene Ontology annotation, molecular function: zinc ion binding; nucleic acid binding. The record is from RefSeq and is a predicted model, not a curated record. NCBI's taxonomy places the organism in Eukaryota, Viridiplantae, Streptophyta, Magnoliopsida, Asterales, Asteraceae. The transcript has 3 exons. The coding region runs from base 1 to 1188 and encodes 395 amino acids.
AUGACGGAUAAAGGAAAUGACGAAGCGGUGCCAAGAGUCACCGAACAAAUGAGAGAAGUGAUUGCUGAAGAGGUAGGAAAAGCAAUCGAGAAUAGUUUGUCGGGUUUUAUCGAUAAAAUCCAAACCACGGUGUUAUCAGUGGUGGAUGAAAGGAUAAAGAAAUUGGAGGAUAAUGCAAGUUCAGCCAAGGAGAAAUUGGUAGAGCGUAAGGGUUGCUCGUACAAAGAAUUUAUGGCAUGCAAACCACCACUCUACAACGGAGAAGUGGAUCCGAUAGUGUGUCAAAGGUGGUUAAGUGAUACAGAAGGGGUAUUUGAGAGAACCCACUGUGACGCAAAUGACUUCGUGGCGUAUGGCACGGGUCAACUGAGAGGACAAGCAAAAGAUUGGUGGGAUAAUAAGAAAAAGGAAAUCGGUAGUGAAGAAGCGAAGGCGAUGACAUGGGAUGAGUUUAAGGUACCCUUCCUUAAACAUCACAGUCCCAAGGCGGUUAUUAAUCGAAUCAAAGAGGAAUUUAUCCAGCUUAGGCAGAAGGGCGAGUCCAUUGAUAAAAUCACGGGAACUUUUCUUGACAAAUUAAGGUUCUGUGAUGAAUUGGUGACGACCGAAGAGCAGAAGGUGUAUUAUUAUUAUAAUAUGCUAAGCGCGGAGUAUCGGGAGUUCAUGACUCCCUCAAAAUACGAAACCCUCACCGAAAUCAUCAACGCCGCUCGGGAAAGAGAGAUAGAGUUGAAGAAACAAAUAGAGAGGGGUGAAAGAAGGACGCAAGUGGUUAAUCCAAGUCCCACGAAGAAGGCACGCGUGAAUGACUCGUCAAAGAAGCAAGAAGGAAAGAGUAGCUCGCCAAGCUGUAAAGUGUGUGGGAAAGGGCACAAGGGUGAGUGCCGGUUUAAGGACAAGCCGUGUCCUAUAUGCGGGAAGACAGGGCACACGGCUGUAUUGUGCCCGGGGAAAGUUUCGGUAUGCUACAAAUGCUAUCAGCCGGGUCACAAGAAAUCCGAGUGUCCGGAAUUGUCCGGAAAGAAGGAAGACAAGGGUGCGCACACUGAAGCACCAAAAGCAAAAGCUAGAUCUUUCCAGCUAACGGCAGUGGAGGCGAAAACGGAACCCGAUGUGGUCUCAGGUAAGGAAUCCGGGACGUCAAGUGGACACGCCGGAGGUGAUACCCGCGGAAAAGGUGUGCUUUGAAGGUAUGGAUGAAUCUCUCCCGGAUGAUGAUCAAGCAUUUUGUCAAGAACCGAACACGCAAUUUGAAGCUUCCGCACCGAAUAUGAUCUUGUCUAAACUUUAAACAUGUCAUAUAAAUGUUGUUAAUGAUGUUUUGA